CGGCUGCGCCCGUCGCGGAGGAAGCCGAUCUAUCUCUUGUCCUUAGCGCGUCCCACCAUGAAGCCCAACUUCUCCAUGAGACUGAGGGUUUUUAACCUCAACUGCUGGGCCAUCCCCUACCUGAGCAAGCACCGAGCGGACCGCAUGAAGCGCCUGGCGGACUUUCUGAACUUGGAGAGCUUCGACCUGGCUCUGCUGCAGGAGGUGUGGAGUGAGCAGGACUUCCAGUACCUGAGGCAGAAGCUGUUGCCCACCUACCCAUCGGCACACUACUUCAGGAGUGGCAUCAUCGGCAGUGGCCUCUGUGUCUUCUCCAAACACCCGAUCCAGGAAUUCACCCAGCAUGUCUACACUCUCAAUGGCUACCCUUACAUGAUCCAUCAUGGUGACUGGUUCUGCGGGAAGGCUGUCGGGCUGCUGGUGCUCCAUCUAAGUGGACUGGUCCUCAAUGCCUACGUGACCCAUCUCCACGCAGAGUACAAUCGACAGAAGGACAUCUACCUAGCACAUCGUGUGGUCCAAGCUUGGGAACUGGCCCAUUUCAUCCACCAUACAUCCAAGAAGGCUGACGUGGUUCUAUUGUGCGGGGACCUCAACUUGCACCCAAAGGACCUGGGCUGCCGCCUCCUGAAGGAGUGGACAGGGCUGCGUGAUGCCUACCUUGAGACCCGGGACUUCAAGGGCUCUGAAGAAGGUUGUACCAUGGUACCCGACAACUGCUACGUCAACCAGAAGGAACUGCAGCCAUUUCCCUGUGGCAUCCGCAUCGACUAUGUGCUGUACAAGGCAGUUUCUGGGUUCUACAUCUCCUGUAAGACUCUCAAAACUACCACAGGCCUUGACCCUCACAGUGGCUCCCCACUCUCUGAUCAUGAGGCCCUGAUGGCUACUCUGUGUGUGAGACACAGCCCACCCCAGCAGGACCCAAGCUCUACCCAUGGAGCAGCAGAGAAUUCACCAUUGGUCACUGUGCUAAGGGAGGCUUUGACAGAGCUGGAUCAGGCUGUGGCUCAAGCUCAUCGGUGGGCCACCUGUGCUGGCUACGUGAUUGGUCUGGGGCUGCUUCUCUUGGCAGUGCUGUGUAGCCUGGCAGCUGGAGGUGGGGUCAGGGAAGUUGCCAUACUGCUGUGGACCCCCAGUGUAGGACUGCUGCUGGGGGCAGGUGCAGUCUACACCUUCCACAUGCAGGAGGCCAAGGGCUUAUGUAAGGCCCGGGCUGAGCUCCAGCAUGUGCUGGGAAGGGCAAGGGAGGCCCAGGACCUGGGUCCAGAGUCUCAGCCAGCCUUGUCCCUGGGUCAUCAGGAGGGGAACAGGGCUGAGGACCAAUAAAGCUUGGCACUUGGA
This is a messenger RNA of Myotis brandtii (Brandt's bat), 1344 nucleotides long. RefSeq names its product sphingomyelin phosphodiesterase 2, neutral membrane (neutral sphingomyelinase) (gene SMPD2). Gene Ontology annotation, molecular function: sphingomyelin phosphodiesterase activity. NCBI's taxonomy places the organism in Eukaryota, Metazoa, Chordata, Mammalia, Chiroptera, Vespertilionidae. The coding region runs from base 58 to 1329 and encodes 423 amino acids. Gene Ontology annotation, cellular component: cytoplasm. The transcript is spliced from 10 exons. The record is from RefSeq and is a predicted model, not a curated record.